This is a messenger RNA of Lutra lutra (Eurasian river otter), 896 nucleotides long. RefSeq names its product cyclin-O-like. Gene Ontology annotation, biological process: regulation of cyclin-dependent protein serine/threonine kinase activity; mitotic cell cycle phase transition. Gene Ontology annotation, molecular function: cyclin-dependent protein serine/threonine kinase regulator activity. The transcript has 2 exons. NCBI's taxonomy places the organism in Eukaryota, Metazoa, Chordata, Mammalia, Carnivora, Mustelidae. The coding region runs from base 1 to 675 and encodes 224 amino acids. Gene Ontology annotation, cellular component: cytoplasm; nucleus; centrosome. The record is from RefSeq and is a predicted model, not a curated record.
AUGGGUAAAAAGACCACACUGAGACAGCUGCUUAGCUGGCUGAUCCCAGUGCACCGCCAGUUCCACCUCUCCUUCGAAUCCCUCUGCCUGACGGUGAACACUCUGGACCGCUUUCUUACCACCACGCCUGUGGCUGCAGACUGCUUCCAGCUGCUUGGGGUCACGUCCCUGCUCAUCGCUUGCAAACAGGUGGAGGUGCACCCGCCGCGCGUGAAGCAGCUCCUGGCCCUGUGCUGCGGCGCCUUCUCUCGGCAACAACUCUGCAACCUCGAGUGCAUCGUGCUGCACAAACUCCACUUCAGCCUGGGCGCGCCAACCAUCAGCUUCUUCCUGGAGCAUUUCACACAUGCUCGUGUGGAGGCCGGGCAGGCUGAGGUCUCAGAAGCCCUGGAGGCACAAGCCCUGGCACGUGGUGUGGCGGAGCUGAGCCUGGCCGACUAUGCCUUCACCAGCUAUACUCCCUCCCUGCUGGCCAUCUGUUGCCUGGCGCUGGCUGACCAUAUGCUACAGCUCCCGCACCCUGUGGACUUAGGCCUAGGCGGGCAUGCUGAGGCCACAGUGCAGGACUGCCUGGGCAAGCUGCAGCUACUAGUGGCCAUAAAUGAGACCUCCCUGACUCAUAUGCUGCCUUUCCAGAUCCUCGAGAAGUGCAGCCUUUCUCCGAAAUUGAAAUGAAAUACACAUUUGUCUCUCUACCCUGGCCCAACUGCUGGACCUCUCCCGUUGCUGUGAAGGAGGGCGGUCUUGGCCCCUAGAGGACUUCAUGGUUCCCAGCUGGUCAUGAGGUCAUCCUGCAGGUUGUAAAUAGUGUACAAUAAGAGCGCCUCCUCCUUUAUUUAUUUUACUAAGCCCACCUGACAGACCUUAGUCUUUCCCCAAUAAACAGGCUCUCAGUC